UUUAGCAGGAGCUAAAGUGAAACCGGCAAUUCGCCACACGCGCUGCUGCCAGUGUUUGAGCUAAAAGCCUCACAGCUACCGGCGCUUCAAUAAAAUCACUUCAAAUUCAACACAAACACAUAUUACUGAUUCCCACUUGCUGAAACCAGUUGACCAAAGAAAUGGUGAUGGAGAAGCCAAGUGCCCAGCUUGUCGGGCGAGAGUUUGUCCGACAGUACUACACCCUGCGGGUGCACUCGCCUGAAGUGGUCCAGGAGGAGUCUGCUGGGUACUACGAACAGCCACCUUGCGUGGAGCCCGAGGCGCCGCAAGAAGAGGUGUCUGUAAGCCCAGAGCCCCAGCCUGAGCCAGAAGCAGAGGUGGAGCCUGAGCCAGCAGCUGUGCAGCUGAAACCGGAGCCUGUCAGCGAGCCUGAGGUUCACAUGGAGGAAAAGAUCCUGAGAUCUCCCUCUUCGCCCACACCUGCUGACACGGCACCCGCCAUGCCAGAGGACAACCGGCCGUCGUCUUGGGCUUCAGUCACUAGCAAGAAUCUCCCACCCGGAGGAGUGGUCCCCGCCACAGGAGUCCCUCCACAUGUUGUCCGAGUACCAUCUGCGCAGCCGCGUGUGGAGGUGAAGGCAGAAACACAGACCACAGCACAGAGACCCCAGAGAGACCAGAGACCACGUGACCAAAGACCAGGACCCUCUCCAGCCAACAGAACAGCAAGGCCAGGAGCAGUGCGGGAGGGUGAGAGCGGGGAACCAGAGGUGCGGCGAACGGUCCGGUAUCCUGACAACCACCAACUCUUUGUCGGAAACGUACCUCACGACGUUGAUAAGAACGAGCUCAAGGAGUUCUUUGAACAGUACGGCACUGUCCUUGAACUGAGAAUCAACAGCGGUGGAAAGCUGCCUAACUUUGGAUUCGUGGUGUUUGAUGACGCUGAGCCUGUGCAGAAGAUCCUCAGCAAUCGGCCCAUUAAACUGCGAGGAGACGUUCGGCUUAACGUAGAGGAGAAGAAGACCCGCUCAGCCCGUGAAGGUGACAGGCGGGACAUCCGCCCCAGAGGCCCGGGGGGACCACGCGACAGGGUAGGCGGGUCAAGGGGACCGCCCACCCGCGGAGGCAUGGCUCAGAAACCCAGUUUUGGAGCCGGUCGAGGCACAGGACCCAGCGAGGGCCGCUAUGCAGGACCACGUCAGUGAGGCAGCUCCUACGUCAUUCACUGCUGAUGCAAGUCACCCUGGAUAACACAGAUGGCUUCCCUGUUCCCUGUCUCCAUCCCUCACUCCAGGACCCAGGAGUGAGAUUGUUCUUCUUUAUCUGGACUCUUCCUUUUAUUUCUGAGAUUGAACUUGAAUUUGUUGUAGAAAAACAAAACUACUUGAAUUGGGGAAAGGAGAAACCUAGCAUUUGGUUUUAGCGUUCUCUCCCUGUUUCUUAAAGGAACGUGUUUUUACUGCUUGGGCAAUCCUGUGUAUUGCUAGCACCCGCUUUCAGGUCAAGUGCAAGUAUGGUUUUAUUUGGGUUGGUUGCAAAGUCAAAUCAUGGUUGUGUGUGAGUGACUAUCUAGCAUGUUUGCCUUCUACUGUUGCACUUCAUCAAGAAUGACAACAUAUUUUAACAACUCCACUGUUGAGAGAACAAAAUAAACUCUAUGUACUA
Messenger RNA from Sinocyclocheilus anshuiensis, 1650 nucleotides. It is a transcript of the gene g3bp1, whose product is annotated as GTPase activating protein (SH3 domain) binding protein 1. Bases 162 to 1190 code for a protein of 342 amino acids. The record is from RefSeq and is a predicted model, not a curated record. NCBI's taxonomy places the organism in Eukaryota, Metazoa, Chordata, Actinopteri, Cypriniformes, Cyprinidae. Gene Ontology annotation, molecular function: mRNA binding. Gene Ontology annotation, cellular component: cytosol; ribonucleoprotein complex. The transcript has 8 exons.